Molecule: messenger RNA, 2117 nt
Organism: Purpureocillium takamizusanense
Lineage: Eukaryota; Fungi; Ascomycota; Sordariomycetes; Hypocreales; Ophiocordycipitaceae
Gene: CCT3
Product: T-complex protein 1 subunit gamma
Exons: 6
Coding region: 214-1836 (540 amino acids)
Biological process (GO): protein folding
Cellular component (GO): chaperonin-containing T-complex
Molecular function (GO): ATP binding; ATP hydrolysis activity; ATP-dependent protein folding chaperone
Source: RefSeq, a predicted model, not a curated record
AUCGUGGGAGGGAACUUUUCCGCCCGGCUCUCCGUGUGUGUGCGCGCCCCUCCAACCAACAUCUCUAACACCUGUCCUACUCCUUUCCAUCUCCUUCUCCCGCCCCCCCGAGUCCGACGAACACGCCUGUCCGUCCUCUCGAGAUCCUCGGCGCGGCGCCUCACCCUCCACCGAUCCCUCGACCGUCCGCUCCAGCGGCCAACGUUGCCCACCAUGCAAGCUCCGGUGCUGGUUAUGAACACCCAGAGCGGUGAGAGGCAGACCGGAAGGAAAGCUCAGCUGUCCAACAUUGCCGCCGCCAAGACCGUCGCCGACAUCAUUCGAUCAUGCCUGGGCCCCAAGGCCAUGCUCAAGAUGCUGCUCGACCCCAUGGGCGGCAUCGUCCUGACCAACGACGGCCACGCCAUCCUCCGAGAGAUCGAGGUCUCCCACCCCGCCGCCAAGAGCAUGAUUGAGCUCAGCCGGACGCAGGACGAGGAGGUUGGCGAUGGAACCACGACCGUCAUCAUCCUGGCUGGCGAGAUUCUCGCCCAGGCUCUCCCCCAGCUCGAGCGCAACAUCCACCCCGUCGUCAUCAUCUCAGCCUUCAAGCGCGCCCUCCAGGACGCCCUCGAUAUCAUCGACGAAGUAUCGCUCCCCAUCGACAUCAACGAUGACAAGGCCAUGAACCAGCUCAUCUCCUCCUCCAUCGGCACCAAGUUCGUCUCGCGGUGGAUGGAGCAGAUGUGCGACCUGGCCCUCAAGGCCGUCCGGACCGUCACCUGGGAGGCUGGCAACGGCAAGACCGAGGUCGACAUCAAGCGAUAUGCCCGAAUCGAAAAGGUCCCCGGCGGCGAGAUUGAGGACAGCAAAGUUCUCGACGGCCUGAUGCUCAACAAGGACAUCACCCACCCCAAGAUGCGACGACGCAUCGAGAACCCUCGCAUCGUCCUUUUGGACUGCCCCCUGGAAUACAAGAAGGGAGAGUCGCAGACAAACAUUGAGAUCACAAAGGAGGAGGACUGGAACCGUAUCCUGCAGAUCGAGGAGGAGCAGGUCAAGAUGAUGUGCGAGGCCAUCAUCGCCGUCAAGCCUGACCUUGUCAUUACCGAGAAGGGCGUGUCUGACCUGGCCCAACACUUCUUCAUGAAGGCCAACAUCACAGCGCUGCGCCGCGUGCGCAAGACGGACAACAACAGAAUAGCCCGUGCCACCGGUGCCACCAUCAUCAACCGAGUAGAAGACCUUCAGGACUCCGACGUCGGCACCCGGUGCGGCCUGUUCGAGAUCGAGAAGAUUGGCGACGAGUACUUUACCUUCCUCACAAAGUGCAAGGACCCCAAGGCCUGCACCGUCCUCCUGCGCGGCCCGUCCAAGGACGUGCUCAACGAGAUCGAGCGGAACCUCCAGGACGCCAUGGGCGUGGCUCGCAACGUCAUGUUCCACCCGCGACUGUCGCCCGGUGGUGGUGCCACAGAGAUGGCCGUGUCCGUCAGGCUCGCUCAGAAGGCUAAGGGCAUCGAGGGCGUGCAGCAGUGGCCGUACAAGGCGGUGGCCGACGCCAUGGAGGUCAUCCCGAGAACGCUGGUGCAGAACGCCGGCAAGAGCCCGGUGCGCGUGCUGACGGAUCUGCGGGCCAAACAGGCCGAGGGCAAGAGCUCGUGGGGCGUCAACGGCGACACUGGCACCAUUGUCGACAUGAAGGAGUACGGUGUGUGGGAGCCGGAGGCUAUUAAGCUGCAGAGCAUCAAGACUGCCAUCGAGGCUGCGUGCCUGCUGCUAAGAGUGGACGACAUCUGCAGCGCCAAGAAGGCGCAACAAGGCGGCGCGCCGGGUGUCGGUGGUGGUGAUGAUUAAAGGGAUGUCACGAAGCCGAGUGGCGGGGGCUGUUGCGAAAUGGGACGAUGGUGGAAGACUAGCAUGAGUGUUUGCUCUGGUCAUACCCCCUGUACUACGACAAGCGGACGAGACGGAGAAGAGAGCUAGACCACGCGGAGGACCCAAAAUAGACAAGACUAACUAGGGCUUCAGUACAAGCCACCUAACUCAACGUAGAGUGGAAUGCGCCGGCAUGUGAUGUUAUGGGUAUCAUUGUAUCAAGGAACGCUCAAUAUCGAGAAUAUAUGCUAGCUCGCAGC